AUGCAGCUUGCGGUGAUGCUGCUCACAGUUCUCCUCCUCUUCUCGGCAAGCAGUGAGGGUCUGACGAUAACUGCAGACGAUGCCCCACAGGACGGAGGUCAGUCGCAACAAUCGUUUUCCGUUGUGACGCAUUGUGAAGGAAGCACCAUCAUCCUGCAUGACCCACAGUGGCAGACGUUGGGACACGACAAGAGCUAUGUGUUUCUUCAUGGCCAGACCAUAGCAAGCAACACCGUGCCCGCUGUGGGAACAUUUCAACGUCCCCCUGUCAUAUCAGAUGUGCUGGUCCUGAGCCAGGAAGACCUCUCCCUCGGAGGAGACACGGACAUCCGCCUCAAGUGUGCGAAUUUCCGCUCUCGCGGUUUUCCACCUGUUUCAGUAGUGUGGAAGGACCCAAAUGGCCAGCACCUUUCCAGUUCCGGUUUUAAAGAAGAAUAUUUUUAUCUCGAUCUGGCGUCAUCUUCGGCAGCCUCCGGAGACUACACGUGUCAGCUGGUAUGUGAAGCCCAAGGCUGCUGCCUGCCUGACCAAUCCACGCUCUCGUAUUCCGCGAAGCUGCACGUGAAGACAAAGGAGAAGCCACCGGAAGGAGUUCUAAGAACCGACUUUCUGUCGCUCCAAGCCCGCGUGGACAGCAUUCUGAGUGUCCUACAGCGUCAGGAGAACCAAACCGCCUCCGCACCUCCCGUGGACCGCAUCUUCCUCGAGGAUAAGCUGCUGGAGCUGGAGGACAAGCUAGAGGAAGCCGUGUCCGACCUGCAGCUGAACCUCACGGACCGCAUUUCCUUCUUGGAGAAGAAUGUAGGGGAGGCUAUUUCCGGAAUAGGUGGUCAGUUGAAGGAGCAGAAGACAAAAUUGGGGGAGAUCGUCGACGGAGCUGUGAAGCAAGGCGGGUCAGGGGUCAAGCACCUGCAAGACUUAUUUACGGCCUGUGGUAAUCCCCCCAAACUGCCCCGAGCCGAGCCGUCCGUGACCUUUGGGCAAUAUGGCGACGUCGUGACUUACAACUGCAAACCCGGUUUUCGACAGACAGGGGGCGAUCUUGGCAACCGGACUUGUAAUGCGUGUUCUGUCUGGUCCACUCUCUCCGAUGAUCCUGUCUGCGAGCCCAUCUGCUCGGAGGAAAGCGCUCCGGUCCCAGAAAACGCAGACAUCAGCUGGGUUUGGUCUGAAGAGAACGCCACACUCACUGGUCUGGUCAAGUGUAAAGACCCAAGCGCCACCGGCAUCACGUGCUCUGCUAAUGGCCUCACGCCCAACUGGACGGAACCGAAAAUAGAAUGCGUUCGGCAGAUCUGGCGAAACACGCAAGAUACCUUUUUCCCGAUCACGUGGACAGUAGAGCCCGGAUGGUCAGCCUGCGUCAGCGGGGAAGCCGCAUCGUCCUUCAGUCUGGACGUGGAGGUUGGAUCAGACAUCUUGAGCUACGCUUGGUUUGAUGUGGAGGAGGGGCGCCUGGAACUCAUGUCCAUGACUGACGGCACGUGGUUCCAUGACGGGGAGGGGAGAGCACCACUCACUGCCAACACCUCAUUUGUCAUCAAGGCGACUGUUACCAGCAAUUCCAGCAUACAGUAUUUCGUCAAUGGGGAAGCAUGUGUUGAGCAUCUUUCCUUCCACGGCCUGAGCACAGGGGACAUCACUGGCAUUGGACUCUACAAACGUUCUGUCACUAUUCACUCCCUUAACUUGUGGUGCGAUGAGUAACUGCCGCAGUGUUUGAAAAAACGGCAAUUAUUAUCUUUUAUCGUUUAGACCGUCGGCAAUGGCUGGAUUCUUUAAACUGCUCUUACUACUGUGGUAACUACAGAAAUUGGUGAUUAAAUGAGAAGACUUUGGUAUUGUUCAAAAA
Messenger RNA from Pomacea canaliculata, 1852 nucleotides. RefSeq lists its product as uncharacterized. Lineage: Eukaryota; Metazoa; Mollusca; Gastropoda; Architaenioglossa; Ampullariidae. The record is from RefSeq and is a predicted model, not a curated record. The transcript has 9 exons. The coding region runs from base 1 to 1707 and encodes 568 amino acids.